CAACAUAUUGCUGUUAAACAUACCUACAUUCGCGACCAAAUCCGUGCUUAGUGCACCCUGAUAUCCGCAUGUCGUCCCAUCGGUUACAAGUCCAUGGCGAUAAAGGGCCUACAGAAGUUCAAUGGCAAGAUGCCUGCGCAGCUGGCAACGAAAUAAUAACAAAUAAUCCCACUACUGUUGUCUUCUUCGAGGGAGACCAGGUGGACGACGAUGCUCGUGAGCUGCUGGGCCCGCAGCGCUGCUCGCCCGAGGGGCACCUGGCCUCCUUGCGCAGCUGCUUCGGGCCGGACGCACGGCUGCUCAUCGUGCAGCCCACCCGUCUGGCCCCCGGCGGCCAGGCCUGCUACUCCAACCUGCUGGGCCCGAUGACCGCCUGCGGGGAGGCGCUGGGCUUCCGGCCGCAGGGCUACCGGGCUGCCACCCACCUGGCUGCACUGCUGGCGGCAUGCGGGGGAGGAGGAGGAGAAGGAGGA
Molecule: messenger RNA, 473 nt
Organism: Astrephomene gubernaculifera
Lineage: Eukaryota; Viridiplantae; Chlorophyta; Chlorophyceae; Chlamydomonadales; Astrephomenaceae
Source: the annotation of a GenBank genome assembly